ACAUGCGCACUACCCCAAAGUACCGUUAUUAAAAAAGGCUUGGUCACAAUACUGUCAGACGCUACAAUAGUUUCAGACAGUAUUGUAAUGUAAUAGUUAAAUCCAGACAAGCUAUUCGUGAAUCUCACCCAACGUCAAAGGUGUUGCCAGUAGACAUUGCAUCCAUACCUGACAGACAGGUGGUUGAAGUCGACAUUCCUGCUGUUCCGUGCGUCACCGUACACGUUCAGAGGGCGGGUACUCGUACCGGGCGGAAGCGAGCUACUGUAUUGGAUCGCUUUGAUUCCUCUGUACACACCUGCGUCGCGCCGGUUUAAGUCUACUCUAACAAGGGUCGACGACAGCUCACAGUGAGUUCCUCAAAAACGAAGAGGAUGCUGUAACCUAGUUCCCCUCCGUCAAAGGAAGGAAGUGCUCUGAACUCAUACUCUGUACACAAUGAGCAUUCCCUGUUGCUUUUGUCACGGAAACUCGAACAAGAAGCAAAGGCAGAAACGCAAUCAAAAAAAUAACAGUUCAUUUUCAUAGCUAUUGUAAGAGAUGAUCUGAAAUGGCUGUAGUAGAUAAGUUUCCUAGUAAAACCACCGAGCAGUUUGGAGAUUUUGAGGAGUGGUCCAGCGCCACCUCAUCAGAUGGUUGCCUUGGCGACUGGAGUGAUUUUCAUGACAGUAAAACCUGGGAUGGAGACAGGCCUGCCUCACCUGUUCCUGCCCAGGAGCGCUCCUCAAAGUGUAUUGCGGCUGUGCAGAGUUGCGAAGCCCCGGAUCCGUGGGGAGUUUUCAGCGAGUGCUUCCCAGACGCGGGUCCGCAAAUAACUGAUCUUGGCGACCUUGAGACGCCAACCCUGUCGGAGCUGCUUAGGAGCCCCUCACACACACCGUCGCAGUCAGGAGGCAUUAGCAGUGGAGUGAUGAGUGUGUGUGGGCGUCUGCUGUGUGAGGGGAGCACAGUGAGGUGGUUGGGACCCAGGCCCAGCACACAGUCCUUCUCCCAGCUCCUCAGCACACUACCUCUGGUGGAUCCACACACACACAAUACAGAGGAUAUGGCCCUGCCUGACAUGGAGUUAGAAAAAACUGAAGACCAAAGCCCUCCAGCUGCCCUCAUACAGACUAAGCUCUCGGCUCCGUCCUGCUGCCACCAGACCCCCCCUGUCAUGUACCAGGUGUCCCUGCGCUGGAUCAGGCUGUGCAACAUCCAACUCCAGGCCCACAAGCAUCAGCAUGGCAAAUGACCCCCUCACCAGGCAAACUCCCAUCAGCAUGGCAAAUGACCCCCUCAACAGGCAAACUCCCAUCAGCAUGGCAAAUGACCCCCUCAACAGGCAAACUCCCAUCAGCAUGGCAAAUGACUGCUGCAAUGACGCCCUCAACAGGCGCAUCCAACAAUAACAGACAAACACGCAGCAUGGGUGAAGAGCUCCUGCAAUGAGACCCUCAACAGGCCUACCAGCUGAGGCAAAGACAUUCACACUUCACACAAGCAAACUCAAGUUCUCAGGCACCGUACCUGAAUGCAGGUGUUGGCCAGGCCAUGGAAGAUUUCAUAUAGAUAUGUAACAGAUUCAACAGCCUUUGAUUUCACUUUGUGUUUGCUUUAUGGUGAAGUGUGCCGUGCGCACGGCGGUUUGGCUCAGAUGUUUACUCUGCUGCCUUAUCUGACUUUCUGCCCACUCCUGUCCACCAGACACAGAAAAACAUACUCCAAUGACACACACACACAGACACAGACAUCAGCUAUGCACUCUUUUGACCAAAGACAGGAGAGGUGCCAAUCCUUUGCUCUGGAUAUUCGACUGGACUGUUCAAAAUGCCAGUGUCCUUUAACAGUGGUAGCUCAUCUCUGACCCGGUCAUCCCUUAAUGAAUUUUAGCAUUUACACUUGAUCUACGCAUCUGAUCAAAGCUACGGUGGGUGAACAUCUCCAUUUUGGAUGUAGUCAAACUGAAAUCACACCCUGCAGAACCAAACUGCGAUUUGAAAAGCUGAUUUUGAUACCACAGAUGAAUGAAGACAGCUCUCAGGCAGAGCAACUCCCAGAGAAGGAAACACACUUUUGCACACUAGUUACGAGUGCACUACUAACACGGGAUUUCUUUGAGUGGGACGUUCUUGUUUGGUAGUUUGGCCUGUUGUUGUGAAGACACCACCUGAUUAGCAGAGCUGCUCAAGGACAUGUUACGCAGCUUGCUUUCCAAAACUCAAAGGGGUAGGAUCACGCGUUCGCUGAGUAGGGAGUAGCAUCACCCUGAAUCGACACCACGCUCUCCUCCUUAUCUCUCAGCCGCAGAAUGUUCCAGCACACGAGGAAAGCAUCAGAACAAUAGGAGAGCUGAUAAAGUCACUUGAAGAGCACAGCUGACUCCAUCACACGUUUAACGUGCAUCAGGCUCGUACGGGCCCAUCCAGGUGUGGAUUUAAAGCACAAUAUGCAGUAUACUGACAUCACGUUUACAUUGAGAUCCAGUUACAAUCAGACAGCCAGGUUUGGGAUAGAAAAGUGAUAGAAACACAUGGCUUGUUACCAGUCCCACUCUAAAGCUCGUCAUAGUUAGAUUGUCCUUGGGCUGAAUGAUGUCUGUGUCAGUCAAACUCAAAUGAACUGUAUCAAACUUCUCCAUAAUCAUGUUUUUAUUUUGUUUUAUUUCAUGAUCUGAAUGAUUCUGUCUAAAGGGUUUUACUUCUGCAGUACAAUUAAGCCUACAGAGACAUUCUUGUCUUGACCUUCAGGACACUGUAAAAUGGCAAUAACCAUAACAAGCAGGAAGAGAACACUAAACACACAGCUGUGUGUGUAAUUGGGACUUAUUUAUAGUAUGUUCUUUUAAAGCUUUUUUUAUAACCUUCCGUUAGCUUUGAUGUCCUGUGUGAUUUGAUAGCAAGAGAACACCCUGUACACUAGUGCCUUUGUGUGAGUGAGAAUGAAAUGAAUCUGAUUUCGAAUUGUGUGAUUUUAUGAUAAGACUGUUAUAAGUAAUGUUAAUGUAUUUAUUACAAAUAUGUAUUUGUUACAGCCGA
This is a messenger RNA of Alosa alosa (allis shad), 3017 nucleotides long. RefSeq lists its product as uncharacterized. NCBI's taxonomy places the organism in Eukaryota, Metazoa, Chordata, Actinopteri, Clupeiformes, Clupeidae. Bases 551 to 1234 code for a protein of 227 amino acids. The transcript is spliced from 7 exons. The record is from RefSeq and is a predicted model, not a curated record.